GUGAAAUAGAGAAGUGAGGCAGAGAGGAGAGCUGGAGGGGAUAUUUUUGAGGAACCCAUUCUGACGUCAGAGACGAAAAGAGAGAAGGAGUUUUCUCUAUUUGCGCGUGAAUUGAAGAGAUACAGACACACAUCAGGACAGUACAGCCAGAGGAAAGGGACAGAAAAUGUAAAUAACGUUGAAUAUAUACCGUGUGGUUUUUCUAACAACAUCCUCACCCAGCAGAAUAUACUCUUCUACAAAAAAAAAAACAAAGAGCAGCAUCUAGCACACAGAGCGAAUAGAGAAAAACCACAGGCCUUUAAAUAGAUGACUGAAAAAGAGAAGUGUGAAGUGGACAGAGAUUACAGAGAGAGAGAGAGAGAGAGACAGAGGGAGAAAGAGCGAGAGCAGAAGUUAACAUCAGUCUCUAAGAAAAGCGGAGUGGCAACCAGUGCCACCGUGGGACUCCAGAUAUCGCUCAGAGCCGGGCUAACCUGGGAUUUACUCGCAGCAACGAUUUCACAAAGCAGAGAGGACGAGGGCAGAAGGAGGAAGAGGAACGAGGAUAAAGGAAGAGGCAAAGCGCUCAUAGGAACCGAGGGGGGCUCAUGGGAAACCUCCUGAAAGUGCUGGCUUGCGCCGAACUUGAGCAUGGCCCAAUAGUUUUCCUUGACUUUGAACAUGCCCAGCCCACGGAGGCAGAGACAGCCGUGUGGAACCAGGUCAGCGCUGUGCUGGAGGAGGCUCAUGGGAUCCUAGCCGAGCUGCAGUCCUAUAAUGGCGCGGGCCAGGAGAUACGAGAAGCCAUCCAGAACCCAGGUGACCUCGCUCUUCAGGAGAAGGCCUGGAACGCAGUCUGCCCCCUGGUGGCCAAGCUGAAGAGGUUCUAUGAGUUCUCCCUCCGACUGGAGAAUGCCCUGCGCAGCCUGCUGGAGGCGCUGACGAGCCCGCCGUACGCUCCCAUGCAGCAUCUGGAGAGGGAGCAGGCUCUGGCCAAACAGUUCGCUGAGAUCCUUCAUUUUACGCUCAGCUUUGAUGAACUAAAGAUGACAAACCCAGCCAUUCAGAAUGACUUCAGCUACUACAGGAGGACUAUAAGCAGGAACAGGCUGAACAACCAGCAGCUGGAAGCGGAGAACGAGGUUAACAACGAGAUGGCCAAUCGGAUGUCCCUGUUCUACGCCGAGGCAACACCGAUGCUGAAGACUCUGAGCAACGCCACCACCAAGUUUGUUUCAGAGAAUAAGACUUUGCCCAUAGAGGACACCACAGACUGUCUGAGCACCAUGGCCUGUGUGUGUCGUGUCAUGCUGGAGACUCCGGAGUACCGCUGUCGGUUCACCAACACAGACACCAUGCUGUUCUGUAUGAGGGUGAUGGUGGGCGUCAUUAUUCUCUAUGAUCAUGUUCACCCCGUCGGAGCUUUUGCCAAGACCUCCAAAAUUGAUAUGAAGGGCUGCAUCAAGGUGCUGAAAGAGCAACCGUCCAACAGUGUGGAGGGACUUCUGAACGCACUGAGGUAUACAACACGGCAUCUAAAUGAUGACAGCACCUCCAAACAAAUCAGGGCCCUCCUGCAAUGAAAUAAAAAUGAGAAGAGCCGUGGAGGGAAGGAGGAAGGGAGUGCACUUGAAGGAGGAGGAAAAAGAAGAAGAGGAGGAAACAAACGCCAGUGGCUGAUAAACCUGUUUGUUUACAAUGAACAAAGAAAAUCAUCUCCAGGUUAAGAACAACCUGAUGAUAAUAAGAAGAGGAAAAUAAUUAUAUAUAUUGUCAGCUGUCCAUCAUUCUGUCUCUCAUUUUGUAAAGUAAGAAAAGAGAAAAAAGCCAGAAAAGAAAAUAUAGAUAUAUAUUAAAACAAGUGAAACACAAGCAGCAGAUGAAAAGUAGGUAGGAUUAAAGAGGAAGCUAUAUUGGAAAUUUUAAGGUCAGAACUGAAGCAAAGUGAAAAUGUACAAAAAAAAAAAAAGGGUUCAUGUUCCAGCAGUAGUCUGACAAGUAUUUUUGCACACACUUUGAAAACAACGCCAUCUACUUUUCCCCUGAAAUCUGAUCCCAGACCCGAUUCCCGGAGACUUUCCCUGCGCCCCCCUCACACACACUCAGUUUAAGCGGAGAGGUUUCCAGCAGAUGUAGUGGCACGGCACGGCCUCUCUCUGUCUCCCUCAGCUGCACUGAUCUCCACCCACAGGGGAAUUAAGAAGCAAUAUGAUGGAUACACUCCGGAGAUUUGCUUCCACCUGUUUCAUUUCUUUUCUACAUCAGUGCAGCUGAAGGAAAGGACGCAAGGUGUUUUCAAGCUGCUUCCAUUUCUUCCUCAUUGCCCAUCAAACCCCCCCCACCCCCACCCCCCACACACACUUCCUGCCCACCCAAUCCAUCCAUGGCAUAUGUGUGUUUUUGUUCCAUGGCACAAAAACAUCCAUCCACGUUGUGUACGUGCCCUUAACGCUGUACAUGUUCCAGCACAAAACAUCUUGUGAGUCGUCUGGCUUUACUUGAACAAUGUCGUUCACUCUCUCUCUCUCUCUCUCUCUCUCUCUCCAUGGUGCUAAUGUGGUUUAGAUAUCACAGUAAUAGCUUGUUAGAUAUCAUUUGGCAGGACGACAAAGGGGUUUCUUCAUCCCUUUUUUUGCACUAAUAUGUUAAACCUCAUAUUUAAAGAACAGCAGCUCUGCUUUCAUCUUGUCUGUGGUUUCAUGUUAGUGCCCAAACAGGGAGGAAUCCAAAUCUUAAUGACUUGUUAAGAUCCAGGAAAGGCAUUCUAGGAAACCACAGCACACUUACUUCUUCACCCAGUGCCAAAGCUGAUUGGGUUACGCUCUUACCGCAUCAUCAAGCUAGGCUUGAGGAGGGGAUGGGGGGGUUUUGAGGGGAUGGAGACGUGUAGUCAUGUGAAACAUCACUAAUCAUCAUUUUAAGGAGAUGUGAGGAUUAGAAAUAUGAAGGCGAAGUCAGAAGGUGGUCAAAUUUGCACAGAUGCAUUUUAAAGAGAGAGAUCUGAGUGUUCCAGUGUAAAUAUGCUAGGCUUUUCUCAACAGGCAUCUACAUGGUCAGCUUGGGUCCUCAAGGAAAAAUACAAACAAACAUUGACAUCUGCAUACAACUAGAGUUCUUUCUUUUAGUACGAGGUUGAUAAAGUCGUUCAAUAAGUGGGAAAUAAAAAUGAAAACAAAAAAGAUUCAAAAAGGAGAUUAAAAAGAAGUGCUGUACUUUGGAUGUCUAUAGCCCUUAGUCUAAUUUAAUUUGAUCUUAUAAUAUAUUUUCUAUACAGGGGUAUGUGCACAAGCAUAUUCUGUAUAAAUAUAUAGAUGGCAUGUUGUAAAAGUUCUGACAGAAAUGUGUAAAUAAGGUGUUUUUAUUCAUUUUUAAUUGUUCAGUGACGCUGAAAUUGGGUAUGUGUUGUCUCUCAGAAUUACCAUGCGUUUGGCUUGGACCAUCGGACUUGCCGUAGUCAUAGGUUUCAGAAAUUCAGCUUCAUUAUGGCGAAUGAACCAGAGGGAGGGGCGGGACGUUAUGGGGGGGUAGGGGCUG
Molecule: messenger RNA, 3516 nt
Organism: Seriola aureovittata
Lineage: Eukaryota; Metazoa; Chordata; Actinopteri; Carangiformes; Carangidae
Gene: fam49al
Product: family with sequence similarity 49 member A, like
Exons: 11
Coding region: 591-1565 (324 amino acids)
Biological process (GO): regulation of actin filament polymerization
Molecular function (GO): small GTPase binding
Source: RefSeq, a predicted model, not a curated record